Messenger RNA from Linnemannia hyalina, 4146 nucleotides. The record is from the annotation of a GenBank genome assembly. Lineage: Eukaryota; Fungi; Mortierellomycota; Mortierellomycetes; Mortierellales; Mortierellaceae.
AUGGUCGCACCACUUCUCCGAGUACGGCCCAUGAGUAUCGCUGUCGCAACAGGCCUUGUUGCCGGCGGUGCCUUUACAUCCUACACCACCGUCUACGCAGACGAGUACAACCGAAAUGACGAACGUGAGCAUGACCGUCGCCAACACCACGGCGGCCCCUACGACAACGACGACGAAGACACUCGCGUCAUGCGGUACCGUCCCACCCCCGCCGAGCACCAUCGCAUCUCGAACCGCCAUUCCCUCGUCGCGAACGAGGAAGAGCUCCUCCCAGGCCUACUCUACGUCGCCCUUGCUGGUCUCUCUGGAUCUCUUGUUGCUCGUCAGAGAAACAUCUUGUUCAGGAUGUUCUCACCAUUGGCUUUCGCAGCCGCCGCGGGCGCAUAUGUCCUCCCAAACACAACCCACACAAUCAUUGAUUCCAUCGGUGGGCCCAUGUCGGCUCCUUGUCCCCAGCACCCGGAUGGGUUCUCGAAGCCCGGUUGGGCCCACCCUACUUCUUCAUCAUCGCACUCUCCAGUGACGGGCGCGGUCGGAGAGAAAGCUAUGGGCGGCAAGAGCGAGUUGUCGUCGCGUGCAAGGGAUGCAUGGCAUCCCGAGGGUGCUGUCGACUCUGCGCGUGAGGGUUUGGAAGAGGGCGCGGAGAGGGCGAAGCGUUGGUGGGGCGAGCGGUCUGGGGAUGCUAGGGAUGCGAUGGAGGAUGUGAGGGAUUCUGCGGGGCGGCGUCUCAGAGAUGCUCAGGAAGGUGUCGAGAACUAUUUGGACCAUGAUGGUGUUGGUGGUGGUGGCCAUCGUCGUACGGUUUCUGAUUCAGAUUCGAGAUGGUUCCAUCGCACUGAUGACGAUGAGGCCGACAAGGCCGCCAGGAAGACUCGUUAUUGGUUGAACUCAAAAUCUUCAGAGGCCGAGGACGCGGCCGAGAAUGCCAAGGGUCGAGCCCGUACCGCCCAACGUGACGCCCAGCGAUGGGGUGAUGAGAAGUACUCUGAAGCCGAGGAGGCUAUCGGCGACGUCAAGGGUAGAGCCCGCAACGCUCAACGUGACGCCAAGCGCUGGGGUGACGAGAAAUACUCCGAGGCUGAAAGCAAGCUCCAUGACGCUGAGGGAAAGGCCAAGGAGGUAUCGAAAGAGGCCAAGAGCUGGUGGUUCAGCCGGUCCUCGGAUGUGGAGGAGAAGGCCCAUGAAGUUGGGGAUAAGGCGAAGGAGAUGUCCAAGGAUGCUGAGCAUUGGUGGAACAGGCAUUCUUCGGAUGUGGAAGAGAAAGUGCAAGAGGUUGAGGACAAGGCGAAGGAGGUUGCGGAUAAGGCCAAGGAUGCAACCAAGGAGGCCAAGCACUGGUGGAACAAGCAUGCUCCUGAAGUCGAGGACAAGUUGCAUGAGGCUGAGGCCAAGGCUAAGGAUGCGACCAAGGAGGUCAAGCACUGGUGGAACAAGCAUGCUCCGGAGGUCGAAGAAAAGAUCCAGGAAGCCACUGCCAAGGCUAAGGACGUCUCUAAACAAGCCUCGGCCACGAUCGUCACCGCUGCGGACAAGUCCAAGGAUACUUUGCUUGACCUGAAGGACAAGUCCAAAGAUGCCAAGAACUGGAUUGAAGAGAAAGCGCACGAAGCCGAGAAGGUUGCCGAGGAUGUGGCUCACAAGGCUGAGGAUGUGGCUCACAAGGCCAAGGCUCUGGUGGACGAGACGACGGCGACGAUUGACAAGAAGUUGGAGGAGACUGCCAAGAAGGAUGAGGAGUGGUGGAAGGCUCAUGCGGAGGUGGAGGAGAAGAAGCUAAAGGAGCGGUUGGCGAAGGAGAAGAAAGAUGCAGAGAAGCAUUGGUUCUCAAGUCGUCGCACUCGCUCUGCCGUCGGACCUGAUUUGGAUUCGACGGAGCGCUGGAGUACCGGCGAGGAGAUGGGAUCUGCAAAGAUUCACGAGAACGAUUUCGAUCACCGUUACCGCAACCCCGGUCCCUUCCAUAGCGCCGCCUCCACAACAUCGGCCUACACUAGCAGCGACAGCUACAUGGAUGGCCUCUUGGACGACAAUGAGGUCGACCAUUGGACUUCGACCAAAGAAGAAAUUGGCUCCUCCCGCCUCGAGGGUACCUCCCCAACCUCCUACCACACCUACGGCACCAGCAACAUCGCCGGCGGCAACGAUUAUGAACUUUACGGUUUCCGUCCCCGCGAAUCCGAGUACUGGUCCAACGGUGAAGAAAUGUCCUCGGCCAGCGUCCGCGACUCGACCUACUAUAACUACCCUGGUUCCUUUGCUGGCAGUUCCAUCGGUCGCACCUCCUGGUGGAGCGCCCGUCGUGCUGAGAUUGACCACGACAGUGAGAUGAACAAUCUACGUGACAAGGCUGAGGCCAUCAUCUGGGAGACCAAGCAGGCCGCUGAACACGCCGCGUUGGAUAUGGCCAACAAGUUGGCGGCCGAGACGGCGAUGUUGGAGAAAUCUGCGGCUGCUACUCGUGCUCGUGCAGAGGAAGCUGCUCGUCUUGCCAAGGCCCAGAGCGAGGCUUUGCUCCGCGACCGUCAGGCAGCUAUUGACCGUGCGGCCAAGGAGAUGGAGACCCGGUUCGCGAUGGAGAAGGAGGCUGCAGAACGUUCAGCGGCCGAGACCAAGGCCAAGGCCCAAGCCUGGGAGCUUGAGCAGCGUCAGUGGGCUGAACAGUCUGCAAAGGAUGUCCAGGACCGUGUCUUGCGCGAGAAGCUUGCCGCUGAGGAAUCCGCUGCCCGUCUCAAGGCCCGUGCGGAAGCUUGGGCGCAAGAACAAAAGGAAAGGGCCGAGGCGGCCGCCAAGGAGAUUCAUGACCGUGUGGUCCACGAGACCGCUGCUGCCGAGAGGGCCGCACGCGAGGCCAAGGCAGCUCUGGAGCUCAAGAUCCAGCAGGAAAAGCUCAAGGUUGAGCAGACUGCCCGCGAGAUCCAGGAGAGGAUUCGUCUUGAGAAGAUCAAGGAAGAAGAGACCCAGGCCAACCUUCGUGCCCGCGCCGAGGCUUUGGCUAGAGAGGAGAAGAUCAAGAUGGAGAAUGCUGCACGCGAGUGGGAGGAGAGACUGUCGCUUGAACGGGCUCAGAAGGCGGCGGAGGAGGCCAGGAUCCGUAUGGAGGCUGAGUUGCUGGCCAAGAAGCGUGCUGCCGAGAAGGCAGCCCAGGACUUUGUUCAAAAGAAGAAGAUGGAUGUCGAAAAGGCCGCACGCGAGCUCGAGAUGCGUAUCAAGCGCGAGAAGGAAGAGGCAUUGGUGGAGAGGGCGCAGGCAGAUGCUUUGGAGGCCAAGCGCCUUGCAGAGGCUGCAGGUCUGGAGAAGAGACAUCAUGCAGAGUUGGCAGCCAAGGAGUUGGAGUACAUGAAGGAGAUUGAGAGAGCCGAAGCAGCUGCCCGUGAAGCCCAUGACCGCGCUGAAGCUCUGCUGAGGGAGAAGAGGCCGAUUGUCGAUCGCGUAUCCAAUGAGGUGGAACAGAGGUUGUCGUUCGAGAAGGCGGAGGCUGCUGCUUUGGCGGCCAAGAGCCGUGCCGAGGCCCUGUUGGCCGAAACCAGACGUGCUGCUGGGCGGCCUGCCAAGGACCUUGCCGACUCUACCGUCUACCCAACUACCACAACUGCCUCCUCUUCCUCUGGCUCUGGAUGGAGCUGGCCAUGGUCGUCCAAGCCCCACGGCACCGAGGUCUUGACCGAGAAGGUGUCUACCAAGGAAGCCAAGCACACCCACGACCACGAGAGCGGUGAGGGCGGCUUCGACAGCACCCCACACCUGUUGGAGCACAUUGUCGAGGACAUCAAGCAGACCAAGGACGACAUCUCUGACGGCCUCCACCACUUGAAGGACUCUGUUCUCAGCGGCAUCCCCAAGUCCAGCGCCAAUACCAAGGAGUCCGUCAAGGAGACUCGCUUCACUCCUUCUUCUUCCUCCUCUCCUUCCGCCAAUGAAGCCAAGCCAACUGUCGAAAAGGCUGCUAUGGACGCCAAGGGUUGGUGGGGUCACAGGACCAAGGACGCCGAACGCAAGGUCCAUGGGUUGGAGUCAGAGUUGCAUUCUGGUCUGAACAAGACUGGCGAGAAGUUGAAGGAGAUGGGUCAGGAGGCUGCAGAGUCCGAUGCCGAGUUCUGGCAGAAGAAGGCUCAACAGGAGCGUCGCGAGUCUGGACGUGCCAUGUAA